Molecule: messenger RNA, 978 nt
Organism: Fusarium odoratissimum NRRL 54006
Lineage: Eukaryota; Fungi; Ascomycota; Sordariomycetes; Hypocreales; Nectriaceae
Product: 50S ribosomal protein L14
Exons: 3
Coding region: 344-739 (131 amino acids)
Biological process (GO): translation
Cellular component (GO): ribosome; mitochondrial large ribosomal subunit
Molecular function (GO): structural constituent of ribosome; large ribosomal subunit rRNA binding
Source: RefSeq, a predicted model, not a curated record
UGUCGAGUUAGGUAUCAAGCCAUGGUACGAUGAUCAAAGGGUCUUUUGUUGGGGAGUGAGGUGCAGUAGAGAUGAGCAUCAAAGAGAUGUUAUUUUUGUAUUAUCCUCUCAAGGGCCAGUCAUAGAGAUACAGUUUCAUGAUAAGACGACACGAUAUCUCCAGAUUUCUUUACCCCAGCUGAGAUCUAUUGGGUUCCGCUGGAGCAAGUGUGGCUUCAACUGUGGCUGUGAGCACGUGAUAUUAGUCCAAAAAUUCAACGACAGGUUGGACGAUUGAUGAUAUCCCGAGUUAGACCGUGGUGAGAGUUGAGCAUUGAACCUCCGCGCGCGGAACACAGCCAAGAUGAUUCAAUUAAAGACAAUGCUUAACUGCAUCGACAACUCGGGCGCUGCCCUUGUCGAAUGCGUCUUGGUCGUCGGCCAAAAACGACAUGCCCGAAUCGGUGACCGUGUUGUCGUCGUCGUUCAGGAGCAGCGUGGUAGCUCCUCCGGUGGUAUGGCCGGUAUCUCUGCCGCCAACAAGGUCAAGCGAGGUGAUAUCCGUCACGCCGUCGUCGUCCGAACCCGAUACCCUACACAACGCCGAGACGGCUCAGUCGUCAAGUUCGACGACAAUGCUUGUGUGCUGCUGAACAAGGCUGGAGAUCCCGUGGGAUCACGUAUCAACGGUGCUGUUGGCGCCGAGCUGAAGCGCAAGAAGUGGAGCAAGAUUCUGUCAAUGGCGCCUAUGCAGGCAUAAAGAAUUGACAAGGAGUUUAGGUGGAUGGGUAGUUAUUUACAAAAGACAGAAUAGAUCAGAGGGAAUGGAUUGGCUGCAUACAGCCGUGUACGAGUGGAAUACUGUACAAUUACGAAUAUUACUACAUUUGGCAUUUGCGAGGCGUUGAUACGAAAAUACAGACACCUUUCAGCUCUCAAAACUAAAAAUCACUGUGGUUGCAUAACUUGGAACAUGUAAUGUCACGGAACUUAUUUUGC